Molecule: messenger RNA, 1389 nt
Organism: Triticum turgidum subsp. durum (durum wheat)
Lineage: Eukaryota; Viridiplantae; Streptophyta; Magnoliopsida; Poales; Poaceae
Source: the annotation of a GenBank genome assembly
AUGCGCUUCCAAUUCCAUCUCCUCCCGCACCGCAUUGGCCUCUUCUCGUCGAUCUCCUCCAUGUCCAGCUCGCGCCCCGCCUCCAGGCUCAUCCGCGCAUCCCGCCCGGAGCUCAACCCAGUUCAAACUGUAAGGGAAGUGAAGUUUGAACCCGGUGUUUCUUUUGACUACUCCAAGUCUGAAAUGAAUUCUGUCAAGAGGAAAAGGCUGAACCGGGUGCUUGAAGUAAAGGAGGAGCUUCCUAAGAAGCAGGUUAGUAUUGUUCCUGACAUUGAAGAUUUUCGAUAUGUAAAGACUGAGGCAGAAACGUCAGUAACUGCAAAGAGGGUAUCAGCAUCAUCAAAUAAGAACAGUUCACCAGGUGUAAAGGAAGUGAAGUGUGAACCCAGUGUUUCUUUUGACUACUCCAAAUCUGAAAUGAAUUCUGUGGAGAGGAAAAGGCUGAACCGGGUGCUUGAGGUAAAGGAGGAGCAUCCUAAGAAGCAGGUUGGUGCUGUUCCUGACAUCGAUGAUUUUCGAUAUGUAAAGACCGAGGCAAAAACAUCAGUAUCUACGAAGAGGGUACCAGCAUCAUCAAAUAAGAACAGUUCACCAGUCAGGUUGGAGAAAAAGAUCAGAGUUUCAUCUGUUGUGAAAGUGGAAGUUGCAGCUCCAGAAAAUUGGGAAGCAGUUCUUGCAGGUAUUAAAAACAUUAGGUUAUCUGGCCAGGCCCCCGUAGAUACAAAGGGCUGUGAAAAGGCUGGUUCUCUUCUUCCACCCAAGGAAAGAAGGUUUGCAGUUCUUAUAUCAACAAUGAUGUCAAGCCAGACAAAAGAUGAAGUUACGCAUGCUGCUGUGGAGCGUCUCGGUGAGAACGGUUUACUUGACCCUGAUGCUAUCGUCAGAACAGAUGAGGCCACACUGGCAAAUCUUAUCAAACCUGUUGGAUUCUAUCAGAGGAAGGCCCAAUUCAUAAAAGAAGCUUCCAGAAUUUGCCUUGAGCGAUUUGGAGGAGAUAUUCCAGAUACUUUGACUGAUCUGCUUGCUCUGAAAGGAGUUGGCCCUAAAAUGGCUCAUCUGGUGAUGAGCAUCGCAUGGAAGAAUACUCAAGGAAUCUGUGUGGACACUCAUGUGCAUCGCAUUUCCAACCGUCUUGGAUGGGUUUUCCGAGAAGGAACAAAGCAGAAAACUACUACACCAGAACAGACAAGGAUGUCUCUUGAGAAGUGGCUGCCCAAGGAUGAGUGGGAGCCAAUAAACCCGCUACUGGUCGGAUUUGGUCAGACAAUCUGUACUCCGCUGAGGCCCAAAUGCGGCAGCUGUGGCAUAAACACCAUUUGCCCAUCAGCUUUUAAGGAAGCGUCAAGUCCCAAUCCGAAGCAAAAGAGGCGAGGUCUAGGUCCAACCUAA